This is a messenger RNA of Electrophorus electricus (electric eel), 1218 nucleotides long. It is a transcript of the gene prph2a, whose product is annotated as peripherin 2a (retinal degeneration, slow). NCBI's taxonomy places the organism in Eukaryota, Metazoa, Chordata, Actinopteri, Gymnotiformes, Gymnotidae. Gene Ontology annotation, cellular component: plasma membrane. The record is from RefSeq and is a predicted model, not a curated record. Gene Ontology annotation, biological process: visual perception.
AUGGCACUUUUGAAAGUUAAGUUUGACCUGAAAAAACGGGUGAAGCUGGCCCAGAUGGUAUGGCUCAUGUGCUGGCUGUCCAUAAUGGCUGGAGUGCUGGUCUUCAGUCUGGGCCUUUUUUACAAAAUUGAACUGCAUAAGCGAAGUGAGCUCAUGGACAACAAUGAAAGCCACUUUGUACCUAAUCUGCUCAUUGGUGUGGGUUUGGCAGCCUGUGGCAUCAAUGCUUUUGGUGGCAAGAUAUGCUAUGACUCUCUGGAUUCAUCUAAGUUCACCAAGUGGAAGGCAGUUCUUAAGCCAUUCCUCUUCUGUUGCUUGCUCUUCAAUGCUCUCCUCUUCUUUACAGCACUUUUGUGCUUCACCAUGCGUAUUCCUCUGCAGUUUAUCCUGGCGGAAGGCCUAAAGAAUAGCAUGAAGUACUACAAGGACACAGAUGUACCUGGACGCUGCUACAUGAAGAGAACUGUGGAUCUAAUGCAGAUGGAGUUUCACUGUUGUGGCAACAAGAACUACAAAGACUGGUUUGAGAUACAGUGGAUUAGCAAUCGUUACCUGGACUUCAGCUCAAAAAAAGUCAAAGACCGUAUCAACAGUAAUGUAGAUGGACAGUACUUGGUGAAUGGGGUCCCUUUCAGCUGCUGCAAUCCAAGCUCUCCAAGACCCUGCAUCCACUACCAAGUAACUAACAGCUCCGCCCACUACAGCUAUGACCAUCACACAGAGGAACUGAACAUCUGGAAACAUGGCUGCAGGGAGGCUUUAGUUUCCUACUAUGGAGGACUGAUGAACACUAUUGGUGUAGUGGUGCUGUUGGUUACUGUCCUACAGGUUGGUGUGAUGGUGGGACUACAGUAUGUAAACACAUCUCUGUCCACACUGGUCAACCCAGAGGAUCCUGAGAGUGAAAGUGAAGGCUGGAUCCUGGAGAAAACUGUAAAAGAGACCUUCACUGAUGUCAUAACCAAAAUGAAGGCCAUGGGCAAAGGCAAUCGGGUAGAGGUGGGGACAGAAAAGCAGGCGGUUGCCACAUUGAGUUAGGUAUACCCCAGCCCCCAGAACUCCGCCAAAGGUAGAGAGUUGUGAAUGACUGUUACACUGACAAGCUAUGGUACGCCACUCAAGCUAUACAUCAUUAGCAGAGUUAGCCUGCAUACCUUUUAAAAAUACCCUACCUGGCCAAAAAAAGGGUCACCAUCUGGAUUUAACUAAGCAAAUAGG